Molecule: messenger RNA, 2004 nt
Organism: Phialemonium atrogriseum
Lineage: Eukaryota; Fungi; Ascomycota; Sordariomycetes; Cephalothecales; Cephalothecaceae
Product: P-loop containing nucleoside triphosphate hydrolase protein
Exons: 2
Coding region: 1-2004 (667 amino acids)
Cellular component (GO): catalytic step 2 spliceosome; intracellular anatomical structure
Molecular function (GO): helicase activity; ATP binding; RNA binding
Source: RefSeq, a predicted model, not a curated record
AUGGCAGACUUGGAUCUUGACUCGUCCUUUAUUCCGGCCUUGUACAAACCUGCCGCUCUGCUUCCCAUUACGAAGCACCGUGAAAGCCUCCUCUAUCUCAUUGAGACCCAUCCUGUCACCAUCGUCGUUGGUCAGACUGGCUCCGGGAAGACAACGCAGAUACCCCAAUUCCUCGAGAAAGCUGGCUGGUGCGCAGGCGGGAAGAUCAUAGCUGUCACUCAACCGCGACGUGUUGCUGCGACCACGGUUGCUCUACGAGUUGCAGAAGAAAUUGGGUGCGAAAUUGGAAAGGAAGUCGGAUACUCAAUACGCUUUGAGGAUGUGACGUCUGCCUCGACGCGCAUCAAAUUCCUAACCGAUGGCCUUCUCAUUCGGGAGGCAUUGGUCGAUCCCCUUCUUUCACGAUACUCUGUGAUUAUGGUGGACGAAGCCCAUGAAAGAUCAAUCAGCUCUGACAUUUUACUGGGUCUUCUGAAGAAGAUCCGUAAGAGAAGGCCGGAGUUGAGAAUUGUUGUCAGCAGUGCGACCCUCCAGGCCGAUCAGUUCCUCCGCUUUUUCACCGAAGAUGGUGGGUACGAAGGGCCCCCUGGCGGAGAUGCUGGGGCAAUAGGGUCUAUCAUCAGCCUCGAGGGCAGGACAUAUCCUAUUGAUGUCCUUUACUUGGCAUCUCCUGCCGAAGACUACGUGGAGAAGGCGGUGUCAACGGUAUUUGACAUACACACCACAGAGCCCAAAGGGGACAUACUUGUCUUCCUUACCGGGAGGGAAGUAAUCGACUCCGCUAUCGAGGCGGUAUCGGAACGGGUUUCACGGCUGCCUCCCAAGUCUCAGGCGUUAUUACCACUGCCUCUGUACGCUGGCCUAUCGACAGAGCAGCAGAUGUACGUCUUUGACGAAGCACCGGAAAAUACCAGGAAGGUUAUAUUCUCGACGAACAUUUCCGAAGCCUCCGUCACCAUAAACGGUAUCGUCUAUGUUGUGGACUGUGGGUUUGUCAAGUUGCGGACUUACGACCCGAAAACCGGCAUUGAGACAUUGACAGCAACGCCAGUGUCCAAGGCCUCAGCAGCGCAAAGGGCUGGACGAGCCGGACGAACCCAGCCAGGAAAGUGUUUCCGACUCUACACCGAGGACGCGUUUCAGUCUCUCCCUGAGGCCAAUGUCCCGGAAAUCCAGCGAUCGAACCUAGCUCCGUUUAUCCUGCAACUCAAGGCACUCGGAAUCGACAAUGUUCUCCGCUUUGACUUUCUCACGCCGCCACCCGCAGAGUUGAUGGUGAAGGCUCUGGAGCUCCUGUACUCGCUCGGCGCACUGGAUGAGUAUGCCAAGUUGACGAGGCCUCUCGGGAUGAGGAUGGCAGAGCUGGCUGUGGAGCCGAUGAUGGCAAAGGCUCUCCUCUCUGCCCCAGGCUUCGGCUGUUUGAGCGAAGUUCUUACAAUCGCUGCGAUGACGAGCCUAGGGGGGAAUGUGUGGGUCCAGCACGACGGCGAGAAGAGGAAAACGGAGAGCUCGAAAAGGAAGUUCGCGGCCGAGGAAGGCGACCACCUCACGUUGCUCAACGUCUACCAGGCAUUUGUGACCAAGGGUCGCAAAGAGUCACGAUUUUGCAGGGACAAUUCCCUGAAUUUCAAAGCCCUGACCCGGGCUGUCAGCAUAAGAACACAGCUCAAGCGCUAUCUAGAGCGAUUCGGCGUCAUCGUAGACGAGUCUCUGACAGCCCCGCCAGCGGAGAACAAGGCCGAGCAGAUACGACGAUGCUUGACUACGGGCUAUUUUGCACACGCCGCGAGGAUGCAACCAGAUGGGACCUUCCGCAACGUUUCAGGGGACACCGUCCUCCACGCUCACCCGAGCUCACUGAUGUUCAACCGGAGAGCUGACUGGGUGAUCUUCCAUGAGGUCUUCGACACUGGCAGCAAGAUCUUUGUCCGAGACAUCAGCAAAAUCGAAAAGAAUUGGCUCCUGCAAUACGCUCCGGACUUCUAUCAGACCAAGUCUGGAUGA